This is a messenger RNA of Strongylocentrotus purpuratus (purple sea urchin), 1504 nucleotides long. Its product is annotated as ABC transporter G family member 21-like. The coding region runs from base 9 to 713 and encodes 234 amino acids. Gene Ontology annotation, molecular function: ABC-type transporter activity. Gene Ontology annotation, cellular component: plasma membrane. The transcript has 8 exons. The record is from RefSeq and is a predicted model, not a curated record. NCBI's taxonomy places the organism in Eukaryota, Metazoa, Echinodermata, Echinoidea, Camarodonta, Strongylocentrotidae.
AACCGCUGAUGUUUAACCUUCAUUAUUUUCAAAUCAGUCAGCUGCCUUGGUUUAAACAGUUCGUCUAUCUUUUCUGGCGAAGUUCAGUGGGUGUUUCGCGUGAUCCUAAACUCAACAUUCUCCGUAUCAUACUCAUAGGGGUGGCAUGUGUGUUAAUUCAGAUGUCCUACGUGCACCUGGAGGAGACCUACACUGUAUCUCGUGCUAACAACAUCCAGGGUCUUCUCUUUCUCCUUGCAUCCUUCUUCAUCAUCUGGAAUUCACUCCUAGUGCUUGCGGUUCUGCCGAAGGAUCUACCGCUACUUAUUCGAGAGCACCAGGAUGGCCUAUAUCAGCUGAGUGCAUAUUACAUCACUACCUUCCUCGUUCAGAGCAUCGUUGGUACAAUCUUCAUGAUCGGCUCCGUGUCAUCAAUCUAUUUCGUGGUUGGCCUCAAGAGAGAUCCUAGCAGUUUCUUCAUCAAUCUUGCAGUUCUCAUCAUCAUCUACCUAAUCAACGUCGGAUUCGAUGCCUUGAUAUCUGCUAUCUGUGAGGCUCCGGGUAAGACCGUCUCGAAUGCAAUCCCUUGUGUGAUCUUGUCCAAUGUAACCGGGGGAUACUUCUGUACCCUGGGGUCUAUGCCCCGGUUUCUGGCUCCGAUUCUCGCCAUUAAUUGGCUGCCAUGGGAUACGAAUUGCUGUCUAUCAACCAAUGGAAGGGUGUUUCUGGUAUAGAGUGCGACGGUAAACUGUGCCUGUUUGAAGAUGGAGAGGGAGUUUUGAGACACUGGGAGCUUUCCCAGAACGCAUUCAACAAGGACAUGACGUACAUUCUGUGUCAACUCGUCGGGUAUCAUGUACUGGCUUACAUCGUUCUCUCUAUGAAGAUGCGUUUCAAGUGGGCAAUUCGAUGAUUUCCCUUCCAGACCUCUAGAUCUCUGUUACCAUGAACAAUCGUAUUUCCAAUUCGUAAAUAUCAAAAGUAAGGCAAACCCUUACUAUAAAGAUCCAAACUUAGUGAUUUCCACCCAGAUGGAUAUAAAAUUUGGUUUGACAAAACCAUGAGCUUAAUUCUAACACAUUUUAAUAUUGUAUCCGUUUUUCUUUCCAUAUUGAAUUAAGUACAUUCUUAUGAUACACGAACUUGAAUGUAAUCAUUAGAAUGUUGCCUAAUUUGUUUACAAAUGUAGGCCUAUAUAUAUUGGAAGUAGGCUAGAUACUAUAAUGCUAGCCGUGUAGAUUGAGAGUUCUUUAAGGCUGCACAUAAGGUGCGCAAUUAUAAAAACGAAUGAUGAGGUACAUGAUUUAUAUUUAAAUUACGUAUAAGUUCACAAUUUCCUUAUUUAGAUAUAGGAUUAUGUGUGUUUCCUUUUUGCAUAGUAAUAAGGAUGUAAAAAUGUAUUGGAGAGGUAAGAUCGGUUCUAGGACGAUUACCCCCGACCAAUUAUCAACGAGACAAUUACCCUCCCCCCCCCCCAAGGACAACCACCCGAGGACUGUUACCCCGACCAAUUACCAACGAGACA